AUGAAAGAAAAAUUGAAAUUUCAGCCACAUUCCCACACGGUGGAGCCCAUGACGGCGUGCCCGGAGGGAUCCGGGGAGCGCACGGACAGCACCGGCAUCCCAGAGCCCUCAGCGAGGGACGGCGAGGAUCCGGCACCCCCGAGCCCUCAGCAAAGGGUGGUGAGGAACCAAACAUCCCCCGAGCCCUCAGCGAAGGGCGGUGAGGAACCAACAUCCCCCGAGCCCUCAGCGAAGGGCGGUGAGGAACCAACAUCCCCCGAGCCCCCAGCGGAGGGCGGUGAGGAACCAACAUCCCCCGAGCCCCCAGCGGAGGGCGGUGAGGAACCAACAUCCCCCGAGCCCCCAGCGGAGGGCGGCUCCGGCCUCACCGCCCCUCACAGGGAGCUCGGGGGAUGCCGGAGCCUUCACCGCCCUUCACAAGGGGUUCCGGCACCCCCCGAGCCCUCAGUGAAGGGCGGUGAAGACACCGGCACCCCCAAGCCCACAGCGAAGGGCGGUGAGGAUCCGCCAUCCCCAGAGCCCUCAGCAAAGAGCGGCGAAGGCACCGGCAGCCCGGAGUCCUCAGCGGAGGGGAUUGAGGCACUGGCAUCGCCGAGCCCUCAGCGAGGGCCGGUGAGGCACCGGCACCCCCAGCCUCAGAGGAGAGCGGUGAGGAACCAGCACCCCCAGUCCUCAGAGGAGAGCGGUGAGGAACCAGCACCUCGAGCCCCCCGCAAAGGCGGUGAAGGCUCCGGCACCACCGAGCCCUCAGCGGAGGGCGGUGAAGGCACCGGCAUCCUCCGAGCUCCCUGCUCCGGCACCCCCCGAGGCCCCUGUGAGGGGCGGCGAGGCACCGGCAUCGCCCGAGCCCUCAGCAAAGGUGGUGAAGGCUCCGGCACCACCGAGCCCUCAGCAAAGGGCGGUGAAGGCACCGGCAUCCUCCGAGCUCCCCGGGAGGGGCGGUGUGGCACCGGCACCACCGAGCAGGCUCCGGCACCACCGAGCCCUCAGCAAAGGGCGGUGAGGAACCAACAUCCCCCGAGCCCUCAAUGA
Molecule: messenger RNA, 1032 nt
Organism: Melospiza georgiana
Lineage: Eukaryota; Metazoa; Chordata; Aves; Passeriformes; Passerellidae
Exons: 4
Coding region: 1-1032 (343 amino acids)
Source: RefSeq, a predicted model, not a curated record